GAAAGAAUUAUAAUUAGUUUUUUUCAGAGAUAAAUCUAUGUAUUUAAUAUGUCACCUGAAAAGCGAUCUCGCGUUGAAUACUCGCCACCUGGAAAUGAGAGGAUCAAUACCGUGAUAGAACCCCUCCUCACCGACCUGUACCAAAUAACCAUGGCGUACGCGUACUGGAAGUCUGGGAAGCACAACACCAUCGCCACCUUCGAUCUCUUUUUCAGAAAGAAUCCGUUCAGGGGAGAAUUCACCGUCUUUGCUGGACUUCUAGACUGUAUUGACUUUCUGAAAAGGUUUAAUAUCAAGGAUUCCGAUAUCGAGUAUUUGAAAACUCUGAUGCCGCACUGUGAGGAUGCAUUUUUCUCCUUUUUGAAAGUACUAAAACCUUCAGAUAUCGUUAUUGAGUCGUUGUCGGAGGGUUCCGUGUGUUUUCCUCGCAUCCCCUUGAUGACUGUGACAGGACCCCUAAUCAUGGUUCAACUACUGGAAACUAUAUUCUUAAACUUGAUCAACUACGCGAGUCUGGUUGCAACAAACGCGGCCAGAUUCAGAAUCGCUGCGGGCCGCCGAAUGAAAUUGUACGAGUUUGGACUGCGCCGAGCUCAGGGUCCUAACGGCGGACUGUCGGCUUCUAAGUACUCCUACAUGGGAGGGUUUGACGGUACCUCGAAUGUUCUUGCUGGAAAGCUUUUUGGAAUUCCGGUUAAAGGAACUCACGCACACGCAUUUGUCUCGUCCUAUCUGAACAUGAAGGAGAUUGAGGGAAAGACUCUGCUUCCUAAUCCAGGGUUUAAACCUGAAGGGGACCAGGAUUUUCUUUCCCUGGUCUCUCACCGACAUACUCAAGUUGCAGAGCUACUCAAGCUCAUGGGAACAGAGAGCAGCGAGGGAGAGCGCGCUGCGUUCGCCAGUUAUGCGCUUGCAUUCCCGCACGAGUUUCUUGCACUCAUCGACACCUACGAUGUUUGCAAGAGUGGAAUUUUAAACUUCUGCGCGGUUGCGCUCGCUCUCAAUGAUCUUGGUUAUCGAGCAGUUGGUGUGCGGAUUGAUUCUGGGGAUUUAGCGUACUUAUCAACUUUGGUGAAGAAAGUGUUUGAAAAAAUAGCCGCAAGGUUUUCUGUUCCCUGGUUUACUGAUCUUCAGAUCGUCGCAUCCAACGAUAUUAACGAAGAAACUAUCCUCUCGUUGAAUGAACAGGGACAUCAAAUCACGUGUUUAGGGAUCGGAACUCAUCUCGUCACGUGUCAGAAGCAACCAGCUCUAGGUUGUGUGUUUAAGUUGGUUGAGAUUGACGGUAUGCCCCGUCUCAAGCUCUCCCAGGACGUGGAGAAGGUGACGAUGCCUGGAAGAAAGCGUGGAUACCGUCUCUACGGUAUAGACGGGUUCUCAAUCCUUGAUCUAUUACAAACUCCAGAGGAGGAACCUCCACAGGCUGGAGUCAGGGUUCUUUGUCGGCAUCCCUUUGAAGAAUCAAAAAGAGCUUAUGUUGUUCCGCACAAGGUUGAGGAGCUGUUUGAUAAAGUUUGGGGACCUGGAGUCUGCCUGGAGACUCAGUCCCUGGAAACUACUCGGGAGAACGCUCAGGAAUCCUUGAAAAUACUUCGUCCUGAUCACAAGCGUAGUCUCAACCCAACGCCUUACAAGGUUUCAGUCUCAGAUAAACUAUAUCAGUUCAUUCACAAACUGUGGCUGGAGAACGCACCCAUCGGAGAAUUAUCCUGAUCCGGGCUCUGAACCUGCACCCUGA
This is a messenger RNA of Eurytemora carolleeae, 1738 nucleotides long. It is a transcript of the gene Naprt, whose product is annotated as nicotinate phosphoribosyltransferase. The record is from RefSeq and is a predicted model, not a curated record. NCBI's taxonomy places the organism in Eukaryota, Metazoa, Arthropoda, Copepoda, Calanoida, Temoridae. Gene Ontology annotation, biological process: NAD+ biosynthetic process. The transcript has 5 exons. The coding region runs from base 49 to 1713 and encodes 554 amino acids. Gene Ontology annotation, molecular function: nicotinate phosphoribosyltransferase activity.